Molecule: messenger RNA, 594 nt
Organism: Penicillium nucicola
Lineage: Eukaryota; Fungi; Ascomycota; Eurotiomycetes; Eurotiales; Aspergillaceae
Exons: 1
Coding region: 1-594 (197 amino acids)
Source: RefSeq, a predicted model, not a curated record
AUGUCCAGAACGACCACCAAUCCAAUUAUCCACAUCAACGGCUUCCCCGGCACUGGAAAGUUGACAAUCGCCCAAAAUCUGGUCGCCCUCUCCGCAAAUCUGAAACUGAUCCACAACCACCUGCUCAUCAACCCCGCUGAUGCUGUCCUCCACCGUACCCAACCAGGGUACCAGUCUCUUCGACGUGCUAUCCGCGCCGCAAUCCUCACGACUCUAGCGACGGAGCAUGCAACCUUCAACACAACCUAUCUGUUCACGGAUUUUCAGUCGACGAAUGAACAAGGUGCCAGUGUGUGCGCAGAAUAUGCGCAGGCUGCGAAAGACCGAGGAUGUUUACUGAUUCCAAUCGUUUUAACCUGCGAUGAAGAGGAGAAUAUAAAGCGCAUGGCCCAGUCGGAGCGUGAAAAUCAUGCAAAGCUCAUGGAUGUAGAGCUGCUGAGGACGUUUCGCAAGGGAGCACCGAUUUUCGAGUUUAGCGACAGAAAGGAGUUUCUGGAGAUCGAUGUGACACACUUAGAGCCAGAGGAGGCGGCGAGGACUAUCUGGAAGCAUGUUUUACGAUUCUAUCCUGAUUUACGCGAUAGAGAGUCUUGA